Molecule: messenger RNA, 5944 nt
Organism: Varanus komodoensis (Komodo dragon)
Lineage: Eukaryota; Metazoa; Chordata; Lepidosauria; Squamata; Varanidae
Gene: RASGRF2
Product: Ras protein specific guanine nucleotide releasing factor 2
Exons: 27
Coding region: 1-3720 (1239 amino acids)
Biological process (GO): Ras protein signal transduction; positive regulation of GTPase activity
Cellular component (GO): plasma membrane
Molecular function (GO): guanyl-nucleotide exchange factor activity; protein binding
Source: RefSeq, a predicted model, not a curated record
AUGCAGAAGAGCGUGCGCUACAACGAGGGGCACGCCUUGUACCUGGCCGUGCUGGCGCGCAAGGAGGGCACGAGGCGCGGGUACCUGAGCAAGAAGACGGCCGAGACGAGCCGCUGGCAUGACAAGUGGUUCGCGCUCUACCAGAACAUGCUCUUCUACUUCGAGAGCGAGCAGAGCGCCCGGCCCGCGGGCAUGUACAUGCUGGAGGGCUGCAGCUGCGAGCGGGCGCCGGCCCCGAAGAGCGCCUCCGCCGCCAGCGCCAAGGACGCGGCGCUGGACAAGCAGUACUAUUUUACUGUCCUCUUUGGCCAUGAAGGACAGAAGCCGCUUGAACUUCGUUGUGAGGAAGAAGCAGAUGGACAGGAAUGGGUAGAUGCUAUUCACCAAGCCAGCUACUCAGACAUCCUGAUUGAGAGGGAAGUUUUAAUGCAAAAAUAUAUUCAUCUAGUUCAAAUUGUAGAAACUGAAAAGAUUUCAGCUAAUCAGCUACGACAUCAACUUGAGGAUCAAGACACAGAAAUUGAAAGGCUGAAAUCAGAGAUCGUAGCUCUUAAUAAAACUAAAGAACGAAUGCGACCAUAUCAAGGCAAUCAAGAAGAAGAAGAUCUGGAUAUUAAAAAGAUCAAAAAGGUCCAGAGUUUUAUGCGUGGUUGGCUGUGUAGAAGAAAAUGGAAGACAAUCGUGCAAGAUUAUAUUUGCUCUCCACAUGCAGAAAGUAUGCGAAAGAGAAAUCAGAUAGUUUUCAAUAUGGUUGAAGCCGAAUCUGAAUAUGUACAUCAACUUUACAUCCUUGUGAAUUGCUUUCUACGGCCACUAAGAAUGGCUGCAAGUUCAAAGAAGCCACCAAUUAGUCAUGAUGAUGUCAGUAGCAUAUUCCUCAACAGUGAAACUAUAAUGUUUCUUCAUGAAAUAUUUCAUCAAGGAUUAAAAGCGAGAAUAGCAAACUGGCCUACUUUAAUUUUAGCGGAUUUAUUUGAUAUUCUGCUGCCUAUGCUGAAUAUUUAUCAAGAAUUUGUUCGGAAUCACCAGUAUAGUCUCCAAGUGCUUGCAAACUGCAAGCAGAACAGAGAUUUUGACAAACUCUUGAAGCAAUAUGAAGCCAAUCCUGCAUGUGAGGGCAGAAUGCUUGAGACAUUCCUUACCUACCCCAUGUUUCAGAUUCCUAGAUAUAUCAUAACUCUUCAUGAACUUUUGGCUCACACACCACAUGAACAUGUGGAAAGAAAGAGCCUAGAAUUUGCUAAAUCUAAACUAGAAGAACUUUCAAGAGUGAUGCAUGAUGAAGUGAGUGACACAGAGAACAUACGAAAAAACCUUGCAAUAGAAAGAAUGAUAGUAGAAGGCUGUGACAUAUUAUUGGACACCAGCCAAACGUUUAUUCGGCAAGGUACUCUGAUUCAAGUCCCUUCAGUUGAAAGGGGAAAACUUAGUAAAGUUCGUCUGGGAUCAUUGUCUCUGAAAAAGGAAGGAGAAAGACAAUGUUUUUUAUUUACAAAGCACUUUUUAAUUUGUACAAGGAGCUCUGGAGGAAAGCUGCAUUUACUUAAGGCAGGUGGUGUCCUCUCUUUAAUAGAAUGCACACUAAUUGAAGAAACUGAUAUGAAUGAUGAUGACUCAAAAGGUUCUGGGCAAGUAUUUGGACAUCUUGACUUCAAGAUUGUUGUAGAACCAGCAGAUGCACCUCCUUUUACUGUUGUCCUGUUAGCUCCUUCACGACAAGAAAAAGCAGCAUGGACAAGCGACAUUAGUCAGUGUGUUGACAACAUACGGUGCAAUGGUUUAAUGACCAUAGUAUUUGAAGAAAACUCCAAAGUCACUGUGCCACAUAUGAUCAAAUCUGAUGUUCGUCUUCACAAAGAUGACAUUGACAUCUGCUUCAGCAAAACACUAAAUUCCUGCAAAGUGCCCCAGAUUCGUUAUGCAAGCGUAGAACGUCUUUUGGAGAGAUUAACAGACUUGCGAUUUCUCAGUAUUGAUUUCCUUAAUACUUUCCUGCACACUUAUCGCAUAUUUACUACUGCAGCAGUUGUACUGGAGAAACUGUCAGAUAUAUACAAGCGGCCUUUCACCUCAAUUCCUGUUAGGUCUUUGGAAUUGUUUUUUGCUACUAAUCAAAACAAUAGAGGAGAACAUCUGGCUGAUGCAAAAUCACCACAUCUAAGCCGCAAAUUCUCUUCCCCUCCACCCCUGUCACUCUCUAGGACUUCUUCACCUGUCAGAACCAGAAAACUAUCAUUAAGCUCUCCUCUAAAUUCAAGAAUAGGUGCUUUAGAUCUAUCUACUUCCUCUCUUGCUAGCAGUCCUACCUCAACAUACAGCCCUGCCACAUCACCACCCCCCACGUCAUCUAAAGUACCACUGGACCUUAGCAAAGGCCCUUCAUCUCCAGAACAAAGCCCUGGCUUUGCAGAUGAGAGCUCUGAGAACCCACGCAUCGAGCUUUGCAACAAACUCAGAAGAAGCAUUCGAAGAGCAGCCGUCCUUGAAUCUGUAUCAGUGGACCGAACUAUUCCAGAAAGUGCCUCAGCUGUGGAUACUCCUGAGCUUUCCCCAUGUAGAUCACCUUCUACUCCACGACAUCUGCGUUUUCGACAGUCUGGGGUACAGACAACUGACAAUUGCCAUUGUUCAGUUUCCCCGGCUUCUGCUUUUGCUAUUGCUACAGCUGCUGCUGGGCACGGGAGUCCCCCAGGAUUUAAUAACUCUGAACGAACAUGCGAUAAGGAGUUCAUAAUACGUCGAGCAGCCACUAAUCGUGUCUUGAAUGUUCUUCGCCACUGGGUCUCAAAACAUUCUCAGGAUUUUGAGCUAAACAAUGAGCUGAAGAUGAAUGUUCUAAAUCUGUUAGAAGAAGUUUUGCGAGACCCUGACCUUUUGCCACAAGAAAGAAAAGCUACAGCAAACAUCUUGAGGGCACUGUCUCAGGAGGAUCAAGAUGACACUCACUUAAAAAUAGAGGACAUAAUGCAGAUGUUAGAAUGUCCAAAACCAGAGUGCUUUGAAACUUUAUCAGCCAUGGAGCUUGCUGAACAAAUAACUCUCUUAGAUCACAUUGUUUUCAGAAGCAUACCCUAUGAAGAAUUCCUUGGGCAAGGCUGGAUGAAAGUGGAUAAAAAUGAAAGGACACCCUAUAUUAUGAAAACGAGCCAACACUUUAAUGAUAUGAGCAAUCUUGUUGCUUCCCAAAUUAUGAAUUAUGCUGAUAUUGGCUCACGUGCAAAUGCAAUUGAGAAAUGGGUAGCGGUGGCAGACAUCUGCCGAUGUCUGCACAACUACAAUGGUGUUCUUGAAAUCACAUCAGCCUUGAACAGAAGUGCGAUCUACAGACUGAAGAAAACAUGGGCUAAGGUUUCUAAACAGACUAAAGCUCUUAUGGAUAAACUUCAGAAGACUGUAUCAUCUGAGGGAAGAUUUAAAAAUCUCAGAGAAACGCUCAAAAAUUGUAAUCCUCCUUCUGUGCCAUAUCUUGGGAUGUACUUGACAGACCUGGCAUUUAUCGAAGAAGGAACACCAAACUUUACUGAAGAAGGCCUCGUCAACUUUUCCAAAAUGCGCAUGAUAUCCCACAUUAUCAGGGAGAUACGUCAGUUCCAACAAACUUCCUAUCGCAUAGAACAUCAACAAAAGGUCACUCAGUACUUACUUGACAAGAGCCUCAUCAUAGAUGAAGAUACAUUGUAUGAACUAUCCCUAAAAAUUGAGCCCCGAUUGCCUGCCUGAGAAGUCAGUCUUGCCCUUCAAUCUCCAGACAUCUUUAGUGUAAUGGAAAAAUUAUGCAUGGCAUGCCCCUACUGAAUGCAAGGGGGGGAAUGCAGAGAAUUCAAGUUCCCUUUCCAAUUAAGGGACACGCAGCCCUUCCUUUUCAGAAAUGGAAAACCAGCUGUUGGAGGUGAAAGGCAAAAUACCAGAGACACAGGUUCAAUAGUUAUUGCUUUGCAGAGAUAACAUUUAAUGGGAAAUAGACUGAGAGCUAAUGAAGAGAUGGCUGUAAUAAGCCUACUGAAACUGGCAAUAAGGGGCAAAAGGAAGUUUAACUACCAUAGUCCACUAGACUGCAAUACAUGAGGAAAUGCCAAUGAAAAGAGGGAAGCUUUGUCUGUCCUUGCAUGGAUACAACACAAUGAGCAUGCAAGCAUCUAUGUAUUUUGAUCCUAUUUGCAUUGCAUUGUGUCCAUUAUAAACAAUAGGCUUUUAAGAAAAAUAUUUUAAUCUGUAGUAGUGACAACAGUAGAAUAUUUAACAACAUGGAGUGAACUGCAUUUGUCAUCUAAAACCAUUCAUUUUAAUUGAUUAUAAAUUAUAUAUCUCCUUUUUCUAAAAUUGUCAGAAAGCUGGUGACAUAGAUAUGAUGUAUUUAAGACUACCUUAAUAUUGUAAAUAUGCUUUUCCUUUUCUAUAAGUAUGGUGAAGUGACCAAGCAUGCAGAUAAAUAAUCUGCCUUGCAUGGUUGUCAGACAGACAAUCUUAGGUGGGACUUAAAAGAUGCAAUCCGAUGCAUAUUUAGAAUGAAAAAAGGCCUUCAGCUUCCAGCUUUUCCCAGCCAACAUAGCUAAUUGGAGUAUGCUGCAAGUUGUGAACUUUUUUUUUGUCCAAACUUUAUAGGAUUGUGCCCUAAGUAUGAUACUUGAUUAUUGUGGCAAAAGAUGAAUAACAUUUCUACAUAGGGCACUUAUCAUUUUGAUAUUUUACACUUUGCUUUGGCAAAACUUGAGCUAUCUCUAUAAUAUUUGUUAAAAUAUAUGCCUCAAUAGAAAGUGGCAUAUGUACCGUGUACAGCAUAUUAGUUGAUCCUCUAUUAACUUUGGAAGACAGUUCCAUUCAAAUAUGCCAGUGUGCACACUGAGCGUCCCCCUCCACUGAAGGCAGUGUGAGCAUCACAACCCUGUGACUGCCCAUACAGAAUAAGUCAGAGUAAUUGUAUGAAUUUGUCAUCUGUGAGUUCAAAUUCUUGUUAGAUUCUCAGGCUCUUUUGAACUGGUUCUGAACAUUUAAAGUUGUCAAUCUGUCAGACAAAUCAUGCUCAUGCACAGCUAAUACCUAUCAAGACCACUGCACCUUGUACUGUGAUGUGUGUUCAAGCACCAUUGAGCCUUAUUUAACAGUACACUAACCUAAGAACAGAAGGGCAGCCUGGUGGCAUCAGACCAAGGUCCAUCUAGUCCAGCAUUCUGUUCACACAGCUGUCCUUGGGAAACCCACAAAGAGAAUGUGAAUACAACAGCAGCCUCCUGCCCAAUUCCUGGGCAAUUGGUCACAUAAACAUACUGCCUCUGAUAAUGGAGGCAGCAUCCAGCCAUCAGAACUAAUAGUGAUCGAUGUUAACUAUAUGCGGAAAGAAGAAAUACUUCCUUUUACCAGUCCUGAAUCUCACCAGUUAGCUUCAUGAGGCAAUUCCUGGUUCUAGUAUUAUGAGAAAGGAGAAAACGUAUCCCUUCCCAUUUUCUCCACAGCAUGAAUUAUUUUGCAUACCUAUAUCAUGUCUGUGACCAGUUCACAUAACUGGAUUUAACUUUAACUGAAUUACCUGAAUCAGCCUGAGGUCUCUAAUCCUGUAAUCUUUAGGCAUGCAGUUGUCCUUACAUGGAUAUGCACUGAAACUCCCUAAUUUUUAUUUUAAAUAUUUGAAAGAGGUGCAUUUUGUCAUCACGGAAGACUUUGAAAAUCCCUGCUUACAUGGAAUUCCAUGCACACAUGAUUUUGUAGGAAUUGCUAUUUAAUUUGUACUUAAAUUAUGGAUGUAAAGAAGACUAGAAAUAUUUAUUGAAAAUGAGGAUAAAAUAAUUUGUCAACUUGCUGGAGAAGUGCAAACAUAUUAUUAGCCUUUUUAUUUUUAACAAAAUCUGCAAUGGCAGCAGAAUUCUUCCUCACACCUACUCCCACUCACAUACUGGCUUUCUAAGUGACAAAAAUAUGGGACACAAUCCUCAGUGAAGAUAAGCAGCUU